AUGUCCGGACCUUCCCAACCUACCCCUGUCCCAGCAAAAGCUGCUGAGAGAGGGGUUUUGGCCCCCGUGGUCGAGCGCGAUGAGUUUGGGUUACCUAUUCGAACUCAUAGUCGGUCACCACAGUCAAACAAAGAUGACGAAUCACCAGUCGCGAAGGACGGAGUAACGCUUGCAAAAGACGACGAGGCUGCGGCGCCAACUUCCAUUGAAAGCACGAAGGAGGUAGACCUAUCAGAAGAAGAUCGGGCAGUUCCGCCCACUAUUGCAUCUGGAGCUGCAAGGCAUUCUACCCGAAAGAUUCUGAAACCAGUGGGCACCUUAGCUGAAUCCAGCAAUUCAGAUACGCCGGAGAACAUCGACAAGUUUGAAUCAUUGGACUCAGAUGCUUCGAAAACUCACAAACGCUCUUCGUCCAGCCAAAGCACCCAACACAUAUCUGAAUGGUCACAUCAGCGGAUUACGGCAGUCGAGGAGGAGAAGGUUAGUGACGUUUCUGAGGAUGAGGGAUGGAAGGAUAUGCCAGCUUUGGAUGAAUUUGAUAUAUACGAUGAUUAUGGUAGAAUUGUUGCUCGUGGCGCUGCACAGGAAGAUGAUGCGGCUGUUUAUCAGGGACUGGGGGGCGCAGGGAAAGGCUAUACUCGUGUCCAGAUCGACGAAGAUGUGCAGUCAGUCACCAGUUUAGAUGAUGAGACGAAGUACCUUUUCAAAGAGCCGGAAAGCAAUGCUAUUGGUGUUGAAGACGAGCAACGGGACCCCCUCGCCCAGUUAAAAGCAACGAAGGACCUUUUAACUGAAGGACAAAGAAUUGCAUAUGUUGGAGUGACAAGAUUAACUAUCUAUCAAAUGAUAAAGGAGUUUCAAGAUAUAAAGCCAUCGAGAUCAUCGAAGAAGUACAUAUCUGCAGCCAUUGAUGCUAUGUCCAAGUGGGGUCAGCAGAUGAUGAUCCGGCUAUAUACACACAUGGACAUCGACUCUGCGGAACAGAUAAUGAUCGAACAGCUGGCAGAACAUGGUGUUCAGCCAGCCGACCUGAUCCCGCCGCUCAUGAAAAAUUCUCGAGUUAAAAACCCCCUUUCUGCUGAAGUUGAGUCCCCAAGACAGUCAACCUCUUCCCCCGCUGCCCCUGCCCCGGAGAAACUCCCCAGUUCAAGUGGAUCAUCAGAUUCUUCUGAAUAUUGCUCAUUACGAUCGUCAUCACCUCCACAGCAACCGUAUGAAAGUCACCCCGAUGGCGAUAUACCAGAAGUUAAAUCUCCUUCUGAGAUGCCGACUUCGGAGAAGAUAGAUAUCGACAUUCGAUGGACGGUGCUUUGCGACCUAUUUUUAGUUCUUAUCGCUGACUCGACAUAUGACGCCCGCUCACGUCGAUUGCUAGAACGAGUGGGGGAAUCCUUGGGUGUGACUUGGUCACAGAUAUGUCGAUUUGAAAAGCGGGUGGUUGAUGCAUUGGAAAUGCAAGAGGAGAAAGGCAAGGAGACCUGGGAUGAAGCGGAACAUAUGGAAAUGAGGCGAAAACAGGCCUUGAAGAAAAGAUAUAUGAUCAUGGGCCUUGCGACGGUGGGUGGAGGUUUGGUGAUAGGCCUUUCAGCAGGAUUGCUGGCGCCAGUCAUCGGUGCCGGUCUCGCGGCUGGAUUCACCACGAUCGGAGUCACCGGAACCGGUGCAUUCCUAGGGGGUGCUGGGGGAACAGCUCUCAUAGCAUCUGGCGCUACACUUACAGGUGGCACAAUAGCCGUUAGAGCUUCUAAUAGGAGAACUGGUGCAGUGAAAACGUUUGAAUAUCGGCCCUUGCAUAAUAAUAAGAGGGUUAACCUCAUCGUCACCGUUUCUGGGUGGAUGACCGGUAAAGUUGACGACGUUCGACUGCCUUUCAGUACGGUGGAUCCCAUAAUAGGGGAUAUCUAUUCGGUCCUUUGGGAACCAGAAAUGCUUCAGAGUAUGGGAGAUACAAUUAAUAUUCUUGCAACGGAGGCUCUCACUCAAGGUCUUCAGCAAGUCCUGGGAAGCACCAUUCUUGUUGCUCUAAUGGCAUCGUUACAACUCCCAAUUGUUCUCACCAAACUUUCGUACUUGAUCGACAAUCCGUGGAAUGUUUCACUGGUCCGUGCUAAUGCAUGUGGCCUCAUUCUGGCCGAUUCCCUCAUGGCUCGAAACCUCGGGAAUCGACCCGUCACUUUGAUAGGAUUUUCCUUAGGGUCGCGCGUAAUCUUCGCGUGUUUGAAAGAACUUGCCGAGAAAGAUGCGCACGGGUUGGUUCAAAAUGUUUAUCUAUUCGGUUCUCCAAUUGUUGCAAAUAAAGAUGAAUACCUGAAAGCGCGGAGUGUCGUUUCUGGCAAGUUCGUGAAUGGCUAUGCUUCCAAUGAUUGGAUUCUCGGAUACCUCUUCCGAGCCACCAGCGGUGGAAUUAUGAGGGUCGCCGGCCUGGCCCCUGUGGAUAAUGUUCCUGGAAUCGAAAACAUGAAUGUCACGCAGCUCGUUAAUGGGCAUAUGGCUUAUCGUGCGGCGAUGCCAAGGCUACUUCGCGAGCUGGGCUGGGAGGUGGAAAGUGACGAAUUUACUGAAAUUGAAGACCCCGAUCCAGAUAAACACCAAGAAAGACAACGGGAGCUGAUUCGUGAAAUCGACGAAGCACGCAAGCAAGCAGAAGCAAAGCCGGAUAAGACGCGAUUUGGCUUCUUUAAACGUGGGAAACUUGCUGAGAAGAAAGGAUGGGAAACCUAUGACGUAGAUGGCAAGGACUGUUCUUCUCGAAAUUCGUCUGAUAGUGGGCGUAGCCGUACUUCUCACAACCCCUCUGUUCUGUUUGAUAUCGGUGCUAUCCGCGCCGAGCUAGCAGCUGAACAAAUGGAAGUGAAGCAACUAGAAUCCACACUUCCCCCGAUAAAGAUUGAUCUCAACCCACCUUCACAUCUACCCGGAGAUUCAUCGUCUGGCGAGAAACUGUCAGUGAGUUCGUAUGACGCCCCCGAGCCCAAGGUGACAAAGGCCAACAACGGUGGUCCUUCGACCUUGGGCCAAUCGACUGCAGGGCAACCGAGUCACACCCUUGGGGGCUGGCAGGAAACGUUUGAAAGCAACCACCGCGGCCAUGACGAUGAUAACAUAGAGAUGACCUUUGAUACAUCAUAUACUAGUCCUCCAUCCCGAUCACCUCGGCCACCGGCGGCCUUGUCUCCACCAUACGACUUGUCCAGGAUGAGUUUGUCGCCAUCAUUGGAAUCUACCAGUGGGUCAAGCUCGAGAUUUGGCAGUGUUAACCUUAGCCAUAAUGCCUGGGCUGAUGACGAUGACGAUGAACGAAAAGAUGCAGAUAUACAAUUGAGUUUUGAGUAG
Paracoccidioides brasiliensis Pb18 is the source of this 3333-nucleotide messenger RNA. RefSeq lists its product as uncharacterized. The record is from RefSeq and is a predicted model, not a curated record. Bases 1 to 3333 code for a protein of 1110 amino acids. The transcript is spliced from 3 exons.